This is a messenger RNA of Cimex lectularius (bed bug), 3678 nucleotides long. It is a transcript of the gene Kap3, whose product is annotated as kinesin-associated protein 3. Gene Ontology annotation, cellular component: axoneme; ciliary transition zone; kinesin II complex. The coding region runs from base 56 to 2740 and encodes 894 amino acids. Gene Ontology annotation, molecular function: kinesin binding. Lineage: Eukaryota; Metazoa; Arthropoda; Insecta; Hemiptera; Cimicidae. The record is from RefSeq and is a predicted model, not a curated record. The transcript is spliced from 18 exons. Gene Ontology annotation, biological process: microtubule-based movement; cilium organization.
UUACCGCUGUAGCACUGUGAUAAACUUGGUCAUCUUUUAUGUUCAUUAAAUAAAAAUGAUGACACCGACGGGAAUCGUUCAGCCAGAAGAUGCAAAAUACAUAAAAAGGAGGGUCAAGUCCGGAGCGAUUGACGUUCACCCAUCAGAACCGGCACUUAUCGUCAACUAUGAGGUUGAAGCGAUAAUCCUCGGCGAAUCAGAAAACCCUGUCUUGAGCGAUAAAAAGGAAUGUCAGAAAAUAAUACGACUCAAAUGCCUGAACAAAAGUUCGGACUGUGCAAGAUUAGCAAGAGAAGUUGUCGCAAAGUGUUCUUUGAUCCAUCCUUCGAAAGUAGGUGAUGUCGAGCAUUUGAUCUAUUUCCUCCAGAGCCGGAAAGAAAAUGCUUUUACAGGUAACUUCUCUGAUGGUAUGAAUUCAUCAGCUUCGACCAAUGGUUAUGAGAGCCCAAGUGGUGGGGUGCCGAAUACCUCAGGUGAGAGAGCGACAUAUGCAAACCUUGAACAAUAUGUUGCCCUGCUUUAUGAGGAUCUAGCUGAUAAGAUCAAAGGCUCUGCAUAUAUUAUGCAAUUAAGUCUUGAAACUGAUAACCUUGAGGAACUUUCUCGAAGUGACCCUGUUCUCAGUGCAUUGGCUCGAGUUUUAAGAGAGGAUUACAAGAAAAGCAUUGAUCUGAGUAUUAAUAUUUUGUCAAUUUUCCAUUCCUUUUCUUGUUUCACCCAAUUCCAUUCAUUAAUACUACAGUACAAGAUUGGAUCACUAUCCAUUUCAAUAAUAGAAUAUGAACUUCCACUCUAUGCACAAUGGAAAAGUGAGAUACAGUUUCAAAGAGGGCGAGACACAGCACCUGUUUCAAGACUGCCUGUUCCCAAGAGUGCAAGACCUGGGGGUCAAACUCCGAGUGGCGACCGAAGGAGGUCGUCUACGCCGUCAGCUGUAGGAUGCCAGAGCGCCGACAGAAAAAGGCUUUCGUUAAUCCCAACCCCGAAGACUGCAUGUUCACAGAGAAGUCCAAGUACCCCAGAUGAAGAGUCGAUUCAAAAGAAAACGUUAAUGAUAGCAAAACAAGACCGACUUUUAAAAGUAAAUUUUAUGCUGCUUAUGAACAUUGCUGAAAAUUUGAAAGUAGAAGAUAAAAUAAGGAAGAGAAAUGUUGUUGCAAUGUUAGUUCAGUGCUUGGACAGGAAUUCUGUUCCUCUUCUUAUCACUGUUGCCAAAUUUUUAACAAAGCUCUCAAUUAGAGUUGAAAACAAGGAAGAAAUGGCAAAUUUAAAUGUUAUUGAAAAACUUCCAAAAUUGUUGCAAAUGAACAAUUAUGAAUUGGAACAAGCGACACUACAGCUUUUGUUCAAUUUGUCGUUUGACACUAAUUUAAGGGAUAAAAUGAUAAGAGUUGGCUUUCUACAAAAACUAGCAAGCCUUCUAAAUGAUGAACGCUACACAUCUGUUAUUCUCAAAAUAUUGUACCAUCUUAGUAUGGAGGAUAGAGUGAAAGCUAUGUUUACAUUCACAAAUUGUUUGCCGAAGCUCAUGAAAAUGUUGAUAUCAAUUGAUCGCAAUAGUGAAGAUUUUGUCAAUCUUGUUGCUUUGAGUACAAACGUUGCUCUGAAUCAAAGAUGUGCUGAAACUAUGUGCGAAAAUGGAAGUCUCGAGCAUUUGAAGCAAAGGGUGUUGGCUUAUCAAGAUUCCUUAUUGAUGAAAGUGCUUAGAAAUCUCUCGCUCCAUGAAUCUACUAAAGACGCCUUUUUGGCCUUUGCCGAGGAAUUGUUGCUUGUACUGCCUACAUGUGAAAAUGAAGAUUACCUUCUAGAGCUGACAGGCACUUUAGGGAAUUUGCCUUUAAGCGAACUCCCAAAUUUGUCACGUAUUGUCUCCAACAAUUCUUUCCUUCUCUGGAUCCAACAAGGACUGAAACCAGGGCCGCCUUAUGAGAAAAAAGUCAAAUUGUAUAUUUUUUCCGUCGGUGCGUGGUUAAAUUGUGUUAAUAGUUCAGGGCGUGAAGAUGAUUUUGUUCUUGAGUUAGUUAUGCUUAUUGGUUCGAUCGCUGCAGACGAAGCCUGUUCUGAUCUUCUGUGCAAUGCCAAUAUCAUUUCUGCCCUUAUUGAAUUAUUGAACAGGAAACAAGAGGACGAUGAAAUAGUCCUUCAAAUUAUAUACACUUUUUAUCAAGUUUCAAGACAUCCAAGAUCUCGUGCUUAUUUAAUGAAGAAAACAGAGGCCAUUGACUACUUAAUUGAUUUGAUGAAUGAUAAAAAUGUUAAUAUACGUAAAGUCUGUGACUCUUGCAUUGAUAUUAUCAAGGAAGAGGAUCCAGAUUAUGAAGAGAGAGUGAAAAUGGAAAAGUUCCAAGCACACAAUGCUCACUGGCUGGCAAUGGUUGAAAAUAAAGUGCUUGAAACAUCUUUGUCUUCUCUAUCGGAUUAUAGAGAGGCAAUGCCACAUUAUGACUUAAACCAGUCAUUAAUGUUGAACACAGGUUCUCAUGUUUCACUGGCGAAUGUUGAUGACAUUGAAAUAAUAUCGAAUAACCCACAUUCCGAUGAAGGGAGCAGACCUUUAAGCAGGUAUGAUAGUGAAGGUGAAGAUUUCUCAGAGUCAUUUUUGAUUGCAAAAAAGAAGCCGUUUAACAAUGAUGAUGCUGUCCGGAAUGCACUUCGGAAUCUAGUCAUAGCAGAUGAUACAUCUGACACUCAUCAAUUUUAUCAUAUCGAAACACCCAACACUCAAGUUUCAAUGAGCUAAAUUCACGAAAAGCUCAACUUAAAGUUGAGCCUUUAUUGCAAGCGUAGGUUUUUCUCAUUUGUUUUGAAAAUGAAAUAUAUUGUAUAUAUAAUUUUAUUUAUUCAAAUAUUAUUUCUUUGUACGAUAUUAUUAUUGUUAUUUUUUAGUUUGUAAUUACUGUCUAAAUUAUUUAUUUAAAUGUUUCACUUUAUUAGUAACAAGUUUGUUAUUGUUUUAUCAAGCUAGUCAAAAAAUAGACUGAAUAUAAAUAUUUUAAGUUUGUAUAGUGUUAAUUUAAGUUUUAUGUAAUUAUUGUUAAUCCACCGAAAAUUUAUGGUUUAAUGUUCUGUUCAUUCCAUUCAAUAUAUUUAUUGUGGAUAGUUUUAAGUCCAGUCUAGCUAGGCCUACUGUAAUAAAUAAAUAUAAUUCACAUAAAGUAUAAUUAAAAAUAAUAAUACUAACAUAAUGGGAUUUACCUAUAAUUACAAAAUAAAAUAAAUUUCAUUGUAAAGAGGUUACUGUAGGAAUUAUUCACUUAUUUUAUGUGUAAAGAAGUAUGAAAAGGUACAGAAUAGCAUAAUGAAUUUAAAGAGAGGCACAAAACAAAUACUUGUAAAUAUUAACACAUAUUAUGCAAAAUUUAAUUAUUUUCUGGUAGGUAAGAGGACAAUGUGUUUAUUAUCUCGAAUAUGGGAAUAUAUUAUAAAAACACAAGUGUAAUCUUUUUGCAAGUUCUAGCGCGCUUGUAGCUUAUUUCUUACUUAAUGAGUAAGACAAUACAAUACAAUAGGUGUUUAGUCUUUUUACUUUGUACGUUAUUAUUGGGCGAAUUUGUUUGUGUGCUGUAUAUAUUUAAUAUUUUUAUUUGCUUCAAGUCAACCAAAAACAUCACAUUUUGUAGCUUAAAAAAUGUAGCUUAAAAUCAUGUUAUGAACAAAUAAAAGUUAUUGGCAAUAGAA